GUCAUCAGCGCGCGCCCUCUCUCUCUCCCUCUCGCCUUCAGUCGACGCUCCGUCAUGUCUACCGUGUAACCGAGUCAGCGGAGGCUUUUUGUUCUCCUCGCCGGGCCCGCUGCUCGGUCGUCGCCUCGCAUGAGUGGUGAAGUUGUUCUUGUAGCCAGCGCCGAUUAAUCUCAACAUGGAGUCCGGAGAGGCCGCCGAGGAGAAGGCAGCCUCUCUGUCGGCGGCGCAGAGGAGAGCCGAGAUCCGGAGGAGAAAGCUGCUCAUGAACUCAGAGGACAGGAUGCACAGGAUCGUGGGCUACGCUAAAACCGAGACUGAAACCAACGCUGGAGCGUCCCAGCGUCCCACAGAGCCCCACUUCCACCUCGAUCUCGACAGGACAGAGCCAUGGUCGUCAUCCUCAUCACCCCCGAGGCCGUCUCCCUUCCUGCCAGAGGCUUCGGGGCUCGGCAGCCGCUCCCACAGCGCCACCCCAGAGAGGAGGGGCUCACCCCUGCCAGGCUUCAGCGAGCCACACGGAGGCUCUCUGGAAGACGACAUCGGAGGGAUACGACAGAGGCCGAGGGGGGAGCGGGUAUCGGACGACAUCAGUGGCUCCCCGCGUCGAGGUCUCCAGAAGUACCUGUCCCGCUUUGACGAUGCCAUGAAACUGCGGGGUCAGCUGGCCAAUGAGAAGCCGGCCCAGGACGGAGGGCCUGAGACGGAGGAGUUUGAUCCCUUCAGAAUCUUCAGGCUCAUCGGCAGCAUCCUCCUCGCUGUUUUUGUGAGGGGCUUCGUCUGCAAGUAUCUGUCAAUAUUUGCUCCAUUUCUGACCCUCGAACUGGCCUACAUGGGGUUGUCCAAAUACUUUCCAAAGGUAGAGAAGAAGGCCCAGACCACUGUGCUGACCGCUGCCCUGUUGCUGUCCGGCAUCCCCGCUGAGGUCAUCAACCGCUCUAUGGACACCUACAGGAGGAUGGGCGACGUCUUUGCCGACCUCUGCGUUUACUUCUUCACCUUCAUCCUCUCCCAUGAGAUCCUGCAGCUCAUUGGUUCAGAGACUCCCUGAUGGACCAGGAGGAUCUCAGUAAACCCCGCUCUCCCUUCUCGAUCUUCCCUCCCUCCGUCUCCCAUAGCAACAAGGCACGGUCAUUUACGUCGGCUGACGUGGGUUUGUUUGUCGACAGUCUGGAAACAAAUCCUCACUGCCUUAUUAACAGGGCCUCCCGUCAGCUGGACGAGUGCUCAUUAAUUCAGUGCUUCAGGAUUCCUCUAAGGCUAAGCUACAUGUGACCAGAGAGCCUGGUGUUUGUUACAGAUCUCCAUUUUUUUUCUCCGGACUAAAGCCGAGAAACAGAAAGAUAGUAUGUUUGUUUGUGUGAAGAAUGCACAGAGGCAUUUGUUGUGCUGAGUGAUAUUUAUUUGUCAGGUCUAUCACAGAAAACGGUAAAUGUCAUAUUCAAGAGUGGACAACAGUACAGUUCGUCAUCAGUCUGGCAGCCACAGACGCCAUUUAACUUCUGAAUGGGAAACACUGGAGUCCCUCAAAUGCUGGGCGACAUUUCUCAAACUGACUUCACAUCAUUCAUUUCUGACAUCACAAUAUGGCAAAGGGUAUGCAAAAUUACACACAAAGUAAUCAAACUGGUGCGCAAUGCAAGGAACUGUCCUCCAGUACUAUGCAUUACAUCAGAAAAACUCCACAAACAGAAACUUUAAAGAGUAACUCAACACCUGGCUGAAAAGCCGUGUUUUGCUGCCCUCUCUAGUUCAAGUGUGUAACCACACCCACAAGAGUGAUGAUGUACUGACACGCCCUGGAGUACACUUCUACUUCACUGCAGCAAGGUGAGAGCCAACAGAGGGCAGCAAAAAAAAACCACCAGCUGCUGUGAAGUUGUUUAAAAACUCUAAUUGUUUGCAUGAGAUCAUUCAUUUAAAGUGAGAUUAUGUAACUUUGGCUAAACAGCAGCCGCCGCCGACAUAAACCGCAAUUAUAGGAUACUUGGAAAUGCUAAAAAACAUCGCAACAGCAUAUAUGCUAUAGAAAGCCAGAGAACUAACUCAUUAAUGUCUGUAACAUUAUUCUUACCAGACCAGUUCAGGCUGUAGCUGCAAAACCCCCAGGGUGUAUUGAGUUGAGCAAUUGUUUGCAUUUAUGAAGUCAGUGUUAUUUAUUAUUUGACAAUGGCAUAGUCUUGCUUUAAAAAAAAAACUGCAUUUAUGAAAAGAAAAGACAAUAUGUUGCUAUUGUCAUGACACGAUUUACUGAGAGCUGAUGAAGAAGGAUAUUGAAUUUUCAUCCAAUUAAAUCGGAAUAAUCUCCAAAGAUGGUGAAUAAUCUGUGCAUGGUGUCAUAUUCUCAGUGACGCAGACUCCUCAGCAGGUGUCUGAUUGCUGUAAAACCAAAUCUGAAGGUAAAACUUUGAGAACUGCUGGAGAAAUUUGGAUUUAGUUGAUCUCCCAACUAGUAUUACACCACUGUUUAUCAUAUUAACCAGCCCUGCAGUGUGUCGGGCAGCACAUUUUCCGUUCAUGUCAUUCAAAAUCUGAAUCUAAACUUCACAUAAUCUGAUAGCCGGAUGAACGAAGGCUGUCAGAGGUAGUAUAAGUGAUUUAACUACACUGGCCCUCGGAAUGAAGAGAUUUCGUGGGUUUUUUUUAAUCCGUUAUGAUUCACAGUUUAUGUCUGAAUUAAGCAGAAAGCUUAAGACAGAGUAUCAUUAAGACUGGCAGGCUUUUCUUUUUCCUUUUUAUACAUAUUGUCUUCACAUCUGCUGAUUAUUGUUGCAACUGCUGCACCUCAAGCAGCCGAUGAGCUUGAGGUGCAGCAGUUGUGUCACAAAUGGUAACCAUCAUUGAGGUCGGACAAAACAUUUCUUUUUAAACAAAAUUACAUUGAGGUUUAGGACAAAUGUCAAAACGUGUGUUCUGAGAUUAGUUUUCAAAAAUACUAUUUAUUCACAUAUGGCCCCCUCGACUCUUCUCUGUCGUACACACAUCAGAUAGCAAGAAAAGUGGUUUCACAUGGACAUCCAAUAAGGCUGCACGGCCACCUUCAGGCUAAGGAGUUCGAGAAGUAAAUACAGCUACAGCGCAGCAGCCAGCGUUCAUUUUAACACACUGAUAAUCUUAUAGUAGGUGAAACAGAAAGUGCUUGCUUCUAAAAAUAUAUUAAAACAAAUCUGAGAUCAAGAGCUUUGAUCACAGUGUUAAUGUCUUGAGAUAGAGGUAGUGAAGAAAGCUAGAGAUUGCAAAAGUACUCUGGAUACAGGAAAUAAAUAAAUAUCAGUCGAUUUGAAGAUAAAUGAAAAACUAAAAGCUUCUUGUUUUGAGUUCACAAAGCCUGAGGAACAGUUCCACACAUGGUCCUCCAGCCAUGGGUUAGUUUGAGAUGAAACAAAACGUUUUUAGGAACAUUAGACAACAUUUUCUGUAUCUUUUGUACAAGCAAGAGGAUGCUGAAUUCUUCAUCCAUCAACUGAAACACUAACCUCUUUAUUGAUUAUAUUUAAUUGUUUUCUUGAGAACUUGACCUCUCCUUUUUAAUUGGUGGAUAAGAAUCAUAUCUAUUCGUGUUGUGACAGAUUUUCAGUGCUUUCUUUCAGUUGUAUUUUCUGUUACCUGGUGUUCAGAAGGGUCCAUCUAUGUUAGUUUUCUCCCAUCGUUUUAGGUUGUGAAGUCAGAAGAAGCAUUUAGUCCUUAAACGUGGAGUGUAUUAUUUUGCACGAGCUUAAAUAAAUAAAUAAAUAAAAAACACAGUAAACUUUAGUAUAUGUACGCAAUGAGAAGUGCGAUUGAGGGCAAUGUUUGGGGGUUUUACUGGAAAGCACUGUCACUGCAAAUGAAUGAGAGGCAGUGGGAGUUUGUAUGUUAUUUGUGUUCAGUAUUUCUGGUGACGUUUCCUGCUCUGCUUUAUUCAAGCCUCAUCCAUACAUACUUCAUAUAUACUCUCUACAUCUGUGCUCUUAUGUCCUUUCUCAAUUCUUCUAAUUUCAUCCAAAUUAAUUUAUUAGUGUGAAUAUGUGUUUUUUCUUUUUUCAUGUAAAUGAAUUGGUGUGAUUUAUCCUAUGACUUGUCUGACCUACCUGAUUGUUUUUGAUAAUGUUUACAGAAUAACUGUUUUUAUGGCUCUUACAGUAUCUAUUUGAACUUCAGUAACAACAUUUAGUGUUGACAUGAUGUAAACAGUCUGCUUAAAAAACCUACACAGGAAUGAAUAAUCUGACAAUUCAUACCAAAUAAAAUACUACUUGUGUGACAUACUCUA
This is a messenger RNA of Dicentrarchus labrax (European seabass), 4249 nucleotides long. It is a transcript of the gene camlg, whose product is annotated as calcium modulating ligand. Gene Ontology annotation, cellular component: GET complex. NCBI's taxonomy places the organism in Eukaryota, Metazoa, Chordata, Actinopteri, Moronidae. The record is from RefSeq and is a predicted model, not a curated record. Gene Ontology annotation, biological process: tail-anchored membrane protein insertion into ER membrane. The transcript has 4 exons. The coding region runs from base 176 to 1048 and encodes 290 amino acids.